UGCUUCAAUGGCUCUCCACCAAUUUGCCCUACUUCCAAAUGCUACUUUAUCCUUCAGAACCAAAAUGCUUCCAUCAAUCAUGAGCUCUGGUGUUCCUCGUACAAUCCAAUGUAAGGCUUCAACCAGUAUUGUUGUUUCUGAUCAGACCAAUGCUUCUCGUCGAUCUGUGAAUUACUUCCAACCUUCAAUUUGGCAUUACGAUUAUAUCCAGUCUUUGGGAAGUGAUUUUGCGGAAGAAUCAUAUGCAGCGGAAGGUGAUCGGCUUAAAGAAGAAGUCAGAGUGAUGCUUUUCAAAUUGGCAAAUCCUGUGGAUCAGCUUGAUCUCAUUGAUGUCUUGCAACGACUUGGAGUGGCAGCUCAUUUUGGACUUGAAAUAAGAAACCUUACAGAAAAUAUUUACCACAAAAACAAGGGAACAUUGAAGGGGAACAAGAAUUUACAUGCCACGGCUCUUGAAUUUAGAAUCUUGAGGCAACAUGGCUAUGACGCGUCAUCAGAAAUAUUCAAACAAUUUCUUGAUGACGAGGGUAAUUUUGAUACUCGCCUUUCCUUUGAUAUUGAGGGUUUGAUAUCUUUAUAUGAGGCCUCAUUUCUAUCAAUGGAAGGUGAAACAAUAUUGCACAGAGCAAGAGAUUUUAGUUUGACAUGUCUCAGAGAAUUUGUGGGCAAAGACAAUAAUAAAGACGAUGAGAUGUGUCUUUUAGUUAAUCAUGCCCUUGGGCUUCCACUACAUUGGAGGACAUCAAGAUUAGAAGCUCGAUGGUUCAUUGAUGUUUAUGAGAAGAGAGACAAUAUGAGCCCAGCUUUGCUUCAGUUUGCUAAGUUAGAUUUCAACAUAUUACAAGCCAACCACCAAGAAGAUUUGAAACAUGCAUCAAGAUGGUGGAAUAGAAUUGGACUUGCAGAGAAGUUGAGUUUUUCAAGAGAUAGGUUGGUGGAGAAUUUCUUUUGGACAGUGGGUCUCGCUUAUGAACCACAAUUUGGACGUUUUAGAAGAGUGAUGACAAAAGUGAAUGCACUAAUAACAACAAUUGAUGAUACUUAUGAUGUGUACGGAGAAUUGGAAGAAUUACAACUUUUCACAGAAGUGGUUGACAGAUGGGAUAUAAAUGCCAUAGAUAUACUCCCUGAGUACAUGAAAAUAUGCUUCCUUGCACUUUAUAACUUUGUUAAUGAAAUUGCCUUUGAAUUUCUUAAAGAGAAUGGGAAGAACAUCACUCCAGUACUUAAGAAAGCGUGGGCUGAUCUUUGUAAAUCAUAUCUGGUUGAGGCAAAAUGGUAUUAUGGUAAUUAUCAACCAAGCUUGCAAGAGUACUUAGAAAAUGCUUGGAUUUCAAUCAGUGCACCAGUUUCACUUGUUCAUGCUUAUUUCUUACUUACAAGCUCAACAAAAAUGGAGGACUUGAUUUGCCUAGAGGAAGACUCUGAUAUCAUUCGUUCUUCGGCAACAAUUUUGCGCCUUGCUGAUGACUUGGGAACUUCUGAGCGUGAAAUGGAGACCGGUGAUGUACCUAAAUCAAUUCAGUGCUGCAUGAAGGAAACUGGAGCUUCAGAAGAAGAUGCUCGUAGACACAUAAAUUCCUUGAUUAUUGAAACUUGGAAGAAGAUGAAUAAAGAAGCUAGAAAUUCUUCUUUCUCUCAGGAUUUCAUUCAAAUUGCUAUGAACUUUGCAAGGAUGUCACUAUGCAUGUAUCAACAUGGAGAUGGCCAUUCUGACCAAGAUCCUGAAACAAAGAAUCGUAUUACGUCCAUACUUUUCCAUCCUAUUGUAUAA
Messenger RNA from Prosopis cineraria, 1774 nucleotides. RefSeq names its product terpene synthase 10-like. Lineage: Eukaryota; Viridiplantae; Streptophyta; Magnoliopsida; Fabales; Fabaceae. The transcript has 7 exons. Gene Ontology annotation, molecular function: magnesium ion binding; terpene synthase activity. Bases 8 to 1774 code for a protein of 588 amino acids. The record is from RefSeq and is a predicted model, not a curated record. Gene Ontology annotation, biological process: diterpenoid biosynthetic process.